Xylaria bambusicola is the source of this 606-nucleotide messenger RNA. RefSeq lists its product as uncharacterized. The transcript has a single exon. Lineage: Eukaryota; Fungi; Ascomycota; Sordariomycetes; Xylariales; Xylariaceae. The record is from RefSeq and is a predicted model, not a curated record. Bases 1 to 555 code for a protein of 184 amino acids.
AUGCGGAUCGCGAUCUUCUUCACCGCCCUCAGCGCACUCUGCGCAAUACCGAUCACUAUCGCCUUGCCGUGGAACAGCACCGUGGGCCUGACUUCCAACAUCACACGUGACCUCCUAGGCGGCCUCCUGAAUCGCAAGAAACGAAUCCCUGUGACGUCAAAGAAAUGUAUGGGUGAUCAGCUUGAGAAAGAGUACUUUCUAGGUGCAAAAGAGAGCAUGAUCACCUGGUCGGAUGUGGGUGGAAGAGUUUUGCCUGGGUUAUACUACGGACAAAGCUGUCCGGAGGAUGUCCACAGCGAAGCAUGUUGCCAGGAGGACGAGAAAGGCGUCACAUGGUAUGUUUGCAACUGCAAGCUUAUCUGGCAGGACGCGGUUCCUCGGUGGGAGCUGGAUGAAGUGCAGUCGAUACUCAACGAGACCUGCGGCGAGUGGCAGAGCGGCUGGGUUUGGAGCAAGAAGUGGGAGAAGGGGUAUAAUGUCGUUCCGAAAAAAUGGUACAAAGUCAGGGUGAAAGAUAACAUCCAGAUUUGUCCUCCUGGGUGUACGUUUUGGUAAGAGCAGAAAAUCCCAUUAUAGGAUAUGCUCGAGACUACGGUUAUCUUGAAA